UGCAGCCGGUUGGGGGGGAGGCCGAGGGGGGGCCCCCAUGCCAAGCCCCCGGGGAGGAGCACCCACCAUGGUCCCCGACCAGCGGGGCAACCCCACUCACUCGAGCUCGGGGCUCGAGGCCUAGUGCAGCCUGCCCCCUUCCUCCUCCUCCUCCUCCUCCUCCUCCUGCAGCGAUGGCAGAGGAGCAACCCCCCCAGCCCGAUGCCCACCAGCAGCAGCAGCAGCAGCAGCAGCAGCAGCAGCUGCUGCCCCUGAGCCCGGGGGGGCCCCUGCCAACUCUGCUGCCGGGCCUGCCCGCCACCGACGCCAGCGCGCUGCAACACAAGAUCAAGAAAUCCAUCUGCAAACCUGUACAAUCUAAGGUGGACUGCAUUUUGCAAGAAGUUGAGAAGUUUACAGACCUAGAGAAACUCUACCUCUACCUUCAGCUGCCUUCUGGUCCUAGCAAUGGAGAGAAAAGCGAUCAGAGUUCCAUGUCAUCGAGCCGGGCACAGCAAAUGCACGCCUUUUCGUGGAUUCGAAACACCUUGGAAGAACAUCCCGAGACUUCGCUCCCCAAACAAGAAGUCUAUGAUGAGUACAAGAGCUAUUGCGACAAUCUUGGCUACCAUCCGUUAAGUGCUGCUGAUUUUGGAAAGAUCAUGAAAAACGUCUUUCCAAACAUGAAGGCACGCCGCCUGGGCACAAGAGGCAAAUCAAAAUAUUGCUACAGUGGAUUGAGGAAAAAAGCGUUUGUUCACAUGCCAACACUGCCCAAUCUUGACUUUCAUAAAGCCGGAGAUGGGUUGGAAGGAGCGGAACCUUCCGGCCAGCUCCGGAGCGUGGACGAGGAAGUCGUCUCCGCGGCCUGCCGGCUAGUGUGCGAGUGGGCCCAGAAAAUGUUGGGCCAGCCCUUCGAUUCGGUCUGGGACUUAGCUCACUUCCUCGUCAAAAGUCACUUCAUAGACACCAAGUCGAUGGCAGCUCUUACUGUAAUGGCAGCAUCACCAGCAGGGAUCAAAGGGAGCAUCCAGCCCUCUGCUUUCGUGCCCACGGCCGAAAGCAAUUCCUUUCAGCCUCAAGUGAAGACACUGCCGUCUCCCGUCGAUGCCAAGCAGCAGCUCCAACGGAAAAUCCAGAAGAAGCAGCAGGAGCAGAAGCUGCAGUCUCCUCUGCCGGGAGAAGCUUCCGCGAAGAAACCAGAAGGAGCGGUAACCAACGGAGUAGCCGGGAUCUCGAACGGAAACUCCGCCAUCCUCUCUCCCCAGCCAAUCGGUAUCGUGGUGGCAGCUGUCCCCAGCCCUAUCCCGGUGACCCGAACCAGGCAGCUGGUCACGUCCCCAAGUCCGAUGGGUUCCCCGGAUGGCAAGGUUCUUCCUCUUAACGUCCAGGUGGUAACUCAGCACAUGCAGUCGGUGAAGCAGGCGCCCAAGACUCCUCAGAACGUCCCGGCCAGUCCCGGGGGCGACCGUUCCGCCCGGCCCCGCUACCCUCAGAUCCUACCCAAGCCAGCCAACACCAGUGCCCUCACCAUCCGCUCCCCGACUACCGUCCUCUUCACGAGCAGCCCCAUCAAGACCGUCGUCCCUGCCCCCCACGUGAGUUCCUUGAACGUGGUGAAAAUGACAGCGAUAUCCCUCACGCCCGGCGGCGGCGGCGGCACCCCCCUCAAGCCCAACGCCGCGGCCAACCCCGGCGCGGGAGCGGCCGACGAGCCCCGCGCCGUCCCCCAGAUCAAGAACGGCUCGGUCGUGUCCCUCCGGUCUCCCGGCUCCAAGACGAGCGGGGCCGGGGCCGCGUCGGCCGUGGAGAUCAAGGUGGAGCCGGAAGCUGGGGCGGAGGAGAAUCCCGUAGCGUGCCAAGAGAACGCCGAGGCUUCCAAAGCUCCCAGGGCAACGCCCGCGGUGGUUUUGGGGCAGCGGCAUCAUCCGGAGGGGGGAGCCCAGAAGGCUCCAACCGAGGGCCCUGACGACGCAAGGGCGGCCAAGACGUGCAACCCGAGGACCAGGUGCAAAAGUCGCUCCAACGAAAUUCUGCCGGCUUCUUCCGCGGGCAAUAAUCCGAGCGCCGUCACGCUCUCGGUGGCCACUCAGAAUUUCUCCAGCACCAGCACCGACACCAGUUCACCCCCCGGGGGAGACCCCGCCGGCAAAGACACUAAGUUAUGCACUAAAAGUCCGCGGAAGCGACAGCCUCCCACGCUGCAAGAGUCCCAGGUGCCUCUCGUCAAGAAGUCCCUGGUGGAGCCGCCCCCGGCCGGGACCCCGGAAGGCCCCAGGGCCGGCGGGGUUAAGAGGGAUCCGAAAGCCCCCGCGCCGGCCAAGGCGGAGGGCCCCGGCGGAGCGGUCCAGCCUCCCGGCAAGGCGGCAACCGCCAAGGUCAGUUCCGGGGCCCCGGCCCACCCGGCGGCCAGUUGCCCGCCGAGCUCUAAGGGCGCCGGGCCCGGCGGCUCCGCGGGAGGGCCCCAGGCGGCCGCCGCCUCUCCGGGCGUCCGGGUGAAAUUAGAAAGAAACGUUUUCGUCCCAGAGAACGAGUCCAAGCCGGACGGCGGCUCGACUCUAAACCCGUGGCAGCGAGUGGAGGCCGCCCGGGACUCCGAGCUUCCGCCGGCCGACCGCACGGAGCGGCAGGACGCGGGCGUCAUGGACGUGGCCGAAGCCCCCGGCGGGAGCGACCUGCCGAAGUCCGUCUGGGAGCCGUUGCGCUUCGAGGGGCUCCAGCAGAGCCCCUUCGGCCCGCAGCUCCAGAACCAGCCGGAGGAAUCCGCCCUGGGCCAGGUGGCGGCCCGGUCUUCGAACCGGGUAGCCCCGCCGUCCGAACUGAAGCCGUUCGAGCCUCCCGGCCCGCAGGCGAACGAGAACUACUUCCCGUUCGACGACGAGCUGACCCAGGACAGCAUCGUGGAAGAGCUGGUCCUCAUGGAGGAGCAGAUGUCGCUGAACAACUCCCACCCGUACGGCGGCUGCCUGGGGCUGGCCCUCCAGGGGCAGGCGGUGACCCCGAGCGCUCCCGUGGCGUCCCACCCCGCCAACCCCCACUUCUACCACUCGGUCCACAGCAACGGCACUCCGAUCCACACCCCCACCCCCACCCCCACCCCGACCCCCACCCCCACGCCCACGCCCACCCCCACGUCGGAGAUGAUCGCCGGCUCGCAGGGCCUGUCCCGGGAGAGCCCCUGCUCCAGGCUGGCUCCCACGACGCCGGUGGACAGCGCGCUGGGGAGCAGCCGGCACACGCCCAUCGGCACGCCGCAUUCCAACUGCAGCAGCAGCGUCCCCCCGAGCCCCGUCGAGUGCAGGAACCCCUUCGCGUUCACCCCGAUCAGCUCCAGCCUGGCCUACCACGAUGCCAGCAUCGUCUCCAGCAGCCCCGUGAAACCGAUGCAGAGGCCCACGGCCACGCACCCGGACAAAACCAAGCUGGAGUGGAUGAACAACGGGUACGGCGGGGGGGUCGGCGGGGCGGCCGUGGCCAGCCACGGCAUCCUGCCGAGCUACCAGGAGCUGGUGGAGGACCGUUUCCGGAAGCCGCACGCCUUCGCGGUGCCCAGCCAGUCCUACCAGUCUCAGCCCAGGCAUCACGACCCCCACUUGGGCCGCCUGACGCCCGUCUCCCCCGUGCAGCCCCAGGGGGCCGGCGGGAACGCCGCCGCCACCGCCAACAAGCAGGAAGGGUUCGCCGUCCCCGCCCCGCUCGACGGCAAAGGCGCCGGCUCCUCCCUCAACAACAGCUUCAGGUGCCGGAGCGUCAGCCCCGCCGUCCACCGCCAGCGCAACCUUAGCGGCAGCACCCUCUACCCGGUGUCCAACAUCCCGCGGUCCAACCUGACCCCCUUCGGCAGCCCGCUCGCGCCCGAGAUCCACACCGUCUUGGCCGGCAUCCACCCCGACGUCGGCGCCAACAGCCUAGCUCAGAGGAGCCAGUCCGUCCCGUUGACGGUCAUGAUGCAGACGGCCUUCCCCUCGCUCCAGAAGCAGACCAACACUAAGAAAAUCACCAACGUGUUGCUGAGCAAGCUGGACUCGGACGGCGACGACGCCGUGCGGGGCCUGGGGAUGAACAACCUGCCCUCCAACUACACAGCCAGGAUGAAUCUCACGCAGAUCCUGGAGACGUCGGCGGCCUUCGCCGCCGCCAGCCCGCAGGGUCCGAUCCACUCCGGCGCCCCGGUCUACGAGUUCCCGACGCCGACUUACCUCACGAAAAGCAGCGGCGCCGACCAGAUCCACUUCUCUUCCGGGGACGACCAAGCGCCGGGGGAGAUCGGAGAGCAGCAGUUGGAUUUCAGCAGCACCGUGAAGGAGCUGCUGGGCGGGGACAGCCUGCCGACCAGCCAGCAGCUGGCGGGGCAGGUGGCGGCCGAUCUCCAUACCGUCGCCGCCGACUUCUCCAGCGAGAUCCGGUUGUCUUCCGAGCUGUCGGGCAGCAUCAACGACCUGAACGCCCUCGACCCCAAUCUGCUCUUCGACCCGGGUCGCCAGCAGGGCCAGGACGACGAGGCCACCCUGGAGGAGUUGAAGAACGAUCCGCUCUUUCAGCAGAUUUGCAACGAGUCCAUCAACUCCAUAACGGCGUCGGGGUUCGAGUGGAUGGAGAGCAAGGACCAUCCCGCCGUCGAGAUGUUGGGUUGAAUUGCGUUUUCUGAUAUGUAGCACACUGUAUCUAAAGACCAGACGUAUUGUAUUUGUCUUAAUGGAAGUGCCUCCCGCAGCAGAAACACCUGCUCGUAAUUGCGGCGUUUUGCAAAGGGGUUGCUGCAUCCUGGUUCGUUCCUCAGCGGGGAAGCGGGAAGCGGGCAGAGUCGCCGCGGAACGAGGUUGAAGCCCGUUCCCGGAGGUGGAGGGCCGAUGGAGAGUCGAUGUCGAGAUUCAGAUUUUAUAACCGUCCCCACGUUUAGUUUGCUCAGAAACGCGUUGAUUGAGCAGCCUUCAGACCUUUUCCUCCCAGGCCAUUUUGGGCCCCUUAGGUGUUCUGCAGAGCUCGCCUCUCCCCGAGUAGGCCUGGUUGGUUGGAGCCAUUAAUUUGCUUUAUCGACGCGGGGUCUUUUAGGUCGGGAGCUCCAGCUUGGCAGACUGGAGGCAGAAAGGCUUUUCCUGAAGCGGUGCGGCUUCCCCGUAGGAUGGUUUGCUGUGAGAAACCUCUCGAGAACGCUCCCUUCCUCCAGCUGGACCUCCUAGGGAAGGACUUAGAAAAUCUCUUCCUUUAAACAAAGCGAAAGGUGCACCGACACCUGGUCUCGAAGCCAUUUACACCCGCGACCUCCCGCGAGCGUUUUUAGUGACCGUUUUUAAAAGUCGGUUUUAACCCGAGCUGGAAAAUGCACGAAACGAGUAAAUUAUCCUGAGCUUCCGAGGCCUAGCCGAGGAGGUCCAGACCCACGUUAGAAACCAUUUUGUUCCAUGGUUUUUUUUUAUUUGACAGUUUGGGAAAGGCGAUGUAAGGGGAAAAUAUAAACAUUUGCUUUCCUUAGUACCUUGGCUGCGGGCAAAUAUUAAAUCAUUGAGAUCUGAGAUUUGUUUUUAAACCCUUUUAAUUAUAAUAUAUUCGGGGGUCGAGUUUUUUUUUCUUCCUCACACGGCUGGUAUUAUCAGCUGACGCUCUCUGCUCUUCCCAUUGGCAAAAAUGAAAUUUGGUCAUGAGAUCGCUUUGAAAAAUAACAGCUAACCCGCAGGAGGGGCCUAAAAAUCUAAACUGCAAAAAUGUUUUAUUAGCUAAAUCCAGUUUGCAGCAAGCCUCUCUUCUCCCGCAAGAGGAGUGGUUAUCAAUAAUACUUGGAAAGGGAGGAGUAUUUUUUAGUAAUUGUUUCCCUCGUUCUUUAUACCGUCUUCAGCUGAAGGAGAAAUCCGUAUUUGCGGAUUUAGUUUUAAAAUCAAUUCCUCGCCACCCCUCCCGUCGGAUUUUUAACGCAUAUUUAUUUGUUCAACCUCAAGGCAUCGCGAAACCUGCCCCGGCUUGCAGUCCGUAACGGAGUCUCUAAAAAUGAAACCUAGAAAUUGGGUUUAAGCGCCGAUGAAGUGCUUUAAGUUCGGACCGACCCAACCUUACCUGCAAAGUAAUCAGCGAGCCGAGCAGAACGGGUAGGAAACGCUUGCAGCAGAGCACGUGUAAUAGAGUACGGGUCUCCCGUUAAAAGCGAGAGGAGGGGGAACGGUCGGAUAUUUUCACAAAUCAAAUGGUGCUAGGGUUAGCUCAGAGCUUUGUAUAUCGGUAUCAUGUACUAGUUACUGGCGUUCGUGUGUGUUUGCUGUUACGAUAUUUGUUCUUGAUGCAAGUUAUUUCUUUACCGUACAUUGAGACACAGCGCUACUGCACACCAAAGUAUGCAAUACCCAAAGGACGGGAGCCUCGCUGGGUGAAAUACUCGGAAAGAGGGGAAUUGGAGGCAGUUCUGCUCUCGUGUUUACAUGAUUGGCGUCCUGCUAACGCGACGAAAUAGCUCCGGAUCUUUUUUUCGAACCUAAAACGGCAAGACUAGCAAAGUUUGGCCCCUAGACAGUAUUGCAGCAAACACUUGAAAUUGGGUUGGUCCGUCCCGCAGACUUCUCUAGGGUUCAUCUAUUGCACUAAAUUUCUGUUGAACCUGUGGCAGGCACAUCUCUUAGGAUAAAUGCAACCAAUACGGCCCACAGAGAAACCUUUUUAAAUGUAUUUCGUUAUGAAAAGGCAAAAAUGUCAUCCGGGUGACAGAUGAAAUUGUCUUAUGUAGCAAUGUGCAUUGAUCUCAAUGAGAUAUUUCUAUUUCUUAUUCUCUUACGUGAGAAACCUACAGCAGGAAGAAAUUAAGUUUAGUUUGCUUCACCAUGUUAAUACAUGAUCACAAAGAGUGCAUGCGUGUUAUUGACUUAUCUUGUACAGUACUAGGUAUAUUCCUGUAACCACUUUUUUUUGUUGUUGUUUUGACUGUAUUGGAACUGGUUGGAAGUGAACCAGGCGAACAUAGUUAUUCACAAGUUAUUUACUUUUUUUACGUUUACUAAUUCUGCUUAGUUAUUGUUGACGGUUCUUUUGACAGAUUGUUUUCAUCGUUCUGAUGUUUAAAAUAUUUUGCCUCGUUUUAUCAUGAUGGAAGACUUCAUGAAGUAAAGAGUUUUGCAAAUCAUUGCAAUAAGCACUGACUUUUGAACUGAGGAAAGUGAUUCUUGUGCAGUGCAUCUGAAGUUCAUAUAAUAGUCUUGUACUAUAUACUGUGCUUUCUUUACUGCACCGUAAGGAAAAAAACAAAAAACAAACCCCUGUUUCACAUUUUCAUUUAGUGAAAAAAGUCAGAUUCCCCUCCCCACCCCCGUGUUUUGUUGUCUGUUGUACCUGCUGAAACUACGGUAGUGGAAUAUUGCAGUAGCAUUUCAGUUAUUUUUUUUAUUGAAAGUGCUCAAAAAUUGUUUUUUAAAUGUUUUCAAAAAUAAUAAAAACAUUU
Messenger RNA from Tachyglossus aculeatus (Australian echidna), 7396 nucleotides. RefSeq names its product regulatory factor X7 (gene RFX7). Lineage: Eukaryota; Metazoa; Chordata; Mammalia; Monotremata; Tachyglossidae. Gene Ontology annotation, molecular function: DNA-binding transcription factor activity, RNA polymerase II-specific; RNA polymerase II cis-regulatory region sequence-specific DNA binding. Bases 174 to 4613 code for a protein of 1479 amino acids. Gene Ontology annotation, biological process: regulation of transcription by RNA polymerase II. The record is from RefSeq and is a predicted model, not a curated record. The transcript has 9 exons.